AUGGGCCCGCUUAAAGCCAUGCUGAAGACUGCGUGGCUUUUGGAAGAGGACGACAGAAUCGGAGACGAAGUCUUUACCGCUCAAGAAAAGCGAUUAGCAAUGCCCCCCUUAGCCCCGGACCAAGACCGACUUCAACAUGAGACCGUCACCUUCGACAACAACUCGCAGCCCACCGUGGUGGACAGCGACCACACCUUAUUGGACCACGACCGACUUCAACAUGAGGCCGCCACCUUCGACAACAACUCGCAGCCCACCGUGGUGGACAGCGACCACACCUUAUUCCAGUACGUACCUCGCAAUACAAUUCACUAA
Molecule: messenger RNA, 315 nt
Organism: Aphanomyces astaci
Lineage: Eukaryota; Oomycota; Saprolegniomycetes; Saprolegniales; Verrucalvaceae
Exons: 2
Coding region: 1-315 (104 amino acids)
Source: RefSeq, a predicted model, not a curated record